CACAUUGCACUUAGCGAGUGACAUCGUCUUGACAUCGGACAGUUGUUUUGACGGAACAAAUAAACGAAGUCAAAUAAACCGAUGAAAACGAGGCUACGACUCAUCAGCCGUUCAGGACGGACAUUGAAAUCAUGUUGUCCUUAUCGACUGUUUUCGUUGUAAUCGUGCUGAUUACCACUGCCUGUAAUGCAGACAGACCAACUGUCGAGAUCUCUACCGGUACACUAAUCGGUACCGUGGAAGAAUUCAGCAGUGAAUUUGUAGAUGGUACACGGACUGUACAUGUCUAUAGGGGUAUACCGUACGCUGAACCACCGGUCGGUGACCUGAGGUUUGCACCGCCUAAACCCAAGACACCGUGGCAAGGGGAGUACGAUGCUGCCGACUUCCGUACUGCGUGCAUACAACCGGAAACUCCGCCGAUUCCCACGGACAAGAUACAAGACGAAGACUGCCUGCAUUUGAAUGUUUAUGCACCACAGCCACGGAAAGACAACACGCCUGUAAUGUUCUGGAUCCACGGAGGUGCAUUUAUUAUGGGAUCCGGAACGAGGAUGUACGAUGCAACCAUACUGUCUUCAUUGAAUGACGUCAUUGUAGUCACCAUUAAUUAUCGACUGGGGGCGCUUGGAUUUCUCAGCACAGGUGAUGACGUAGCACCCGGUAACUAUGGUUUCUUAGAUCAAGUAGAAGCACUUCGUUGGGUUCAACAGAACAUUGCAGCUUUUGGCGGAGAUCCAAACACCGUUACCUUAUUUGGCGAGAGCGCGGGCGCCAUGAGUGCGCAUUACCACGUGAUGUCUCCAAUGAGUAAAGGGUUGUUCAAAAGAUCUAUUCUCCAGAGUGGUACCGGCGUAAUAAAUGGGGUUCUACAUACCGAUACAUCUAAGACUAACAAGAUAGCACAUGGUCAGGGUAAACUUGUUGGAUGUGAGAAAGACAACAGUAAAGAGCUAAUUGAAUGUCUUCGUACUGUACCAGCAGACGAGUUUAGAGAUUCGUCUGACGUCACAAAGCGCACUAUAGCGAACGUGACAGGAAUUAAUGAUAUCACGAUGCCAUUUCAACCGACUUUGGAUGGAGAAUUUAUAAAGGAGGACCCUUCGACGAUCAGAACUUUUAAUGGCGAGGAAUUGAUGACUGGUACUACGGGCGAUGAAGGAUUGUUCUUUUUCUUCUCAUUAUUUCCUAACGAUGACAGUGAGUUAUCAGUUAACAAGACUCUGUAUGAUUCGAUGUUUAGCAUGGUUAUUCCAGGAAAGAACCAAGCUGUCUUAGACAUGAUUAAACUAAUUUACGUGGACUGGGACCACGCUGAUGAGGAGAAUGCCAACUACCUGUCACCUUUGAGUCAAAUGGCAGGAGACGUAUUUUUUGUUUGUCCAUCUGACGUAGCUGCCCGUGAUUAUUACGGUGCGGGACUCAAUACCUAUAUGUACCAGUUGACACACGCCCCGGCGAAGUCAGUCUGGCCUUUCAAAACUGGCAAGCCACUUCAUGGAGAUGAUAUUCUAUUUGUCUUUGGUUACGCCCUGCUAUCUGAGAUGCAGCUAGUUCUUGGUGGUGACGAGAAGACAUUAUAUAAGCAGACGCCAAAUGAAAUUGAUAUUCAGGUGUCUUUACAAACUAUGAAAUACUGGACGAAUUUUGCCAAAACUGGUAAUCCUAAUCGUAGUUCUGCAAGUGAUGAAGAUAACAACGAUGACUGGCCAUUGUUUACAGUGCCAGGUUUAGCGUAUAAACAACUCUCAUUAUCAAUGGAGAAUAGUAAUGCAUUGAAAGCAAGAGAAUGUGCAUUUUGGAAUCAGUUUGAACCAAAGCUUCAGAAAUUUGGUGAGACAUGCGGCGCGAAAGAAGAAUCUAAAUACUCGGAAGAAGCAAACACGCCUUAGCAAUUUGCAGUAUUAUUUAGUCGCCUUUUUCUGCAUUAGUAAUAUCAAUUUGAUGGGCGUAUGCAUGGCAGUCGAACAGAUUGUAUUACAUACUGCAAGCAAUACAGAGUAGUGAUACGUGUUUUUUCAUAAUGCUUUAGUGUUACCUUGCAUGUGACGAUUGUGUAAUAUUGAUUUGAGAUUGUAACUCUUGAUAUAAGUGUAUCCACUUUAUGAUUUUUAAUUAAAUAUUCAUUUACCCAGCA
Messenger RNA from Saccoglossus kowalevskii, 2137 nucleotides. RefSeq names its product acetylcholinesterase-like. NCBI's taxonomy places the organism in Eukaryota, Metazoa, Hemichordata, Enteropneusta, Harrimaniidae. The record is from RefSeq and is a predicted model, not a curated record. Gene Ontology annotation, molecular function: acetylcholinesterase activity. Gene Ontology annotation, cellular component: plasma membrane. Gene Ontology annotation, biological process: choline metabolic process; acetylcholine catabolic process.